Molecule: messenger RNA, 666 nt
Organism: Kuraishia capsulata CBS 1993
Lineage: Eukaryota; Fungi; Ascomycota; Pichiomycetes; Pichiales; Pichiaceae
Exons: 1
Coding region: 1-666 (221 amino acids)
Biological process (GO): tRNA-type intron splice site recognition and cleavage; tRNA splicing, via endonucleolytic cleavage and ligation
Cellular component (GO): tRNA-intron endonuclease complex
Molecular function (GO): tRNA-intron lyase activity; nucleic acid binding
Source: RefSeq, a predicted model, not a curated record
AUGAUUCCCAUAUCUAUAGUCAAUGGAAAAUAUUUCAUAUUCGACAUUGACAGCGUCAAACGGGUGCGAAAUGACCAUCUCAUCAUAGGUACUUUAUCAGGGACUUUGAGCAUACUACCUCAGCAAAAUAUACUGCUUGGACUCCCCCUUCAACUGACAUCUGAGGAGGCACUUUGGUUAACUGAAAUGGGGUUGGGAUACCUAAUAUUCAAUCUCAAGAGCAGUGGUUUGAAUUUGGAGCCCAAGGUGGCGGGUGAUGAAACCAGGCUCAACACUGUUGAGUCCAGUGACAGCGAUAGGAAAUUAGAGAUAUACCAAAGUGAAAGCGUCCAGUCAGAACUUUCUGCUGAUCUCAGAAAGAUAAAAGACAGUGUGGGAUAUCAGACUUUCAAAUUUUUCAAGUCCUUCCAGAAUGGGUCCCGUUAUGCCGUUUUGCCAGGAAUGAGGUUUGGAGGUAAGUAUCUUGUAUAUAACGGCGAUCCUCUGAGGUACCAUGCCCAGUUUAUCGUGCAACCUCUUGAUUAUAAGAAAGAUGACAUUGGAAUGAUCAACAUAGUGAAUAACGGGAGAUUGUCUACUGGUGUGAAGAAGUUGUGGGUGGUUGCUGGUGAAAAAGAAGAUGGUUCUACCGAGUGUUUUUCAGUCGAAUGGGCAGGAUUUGGCUGA